AUGGAUUUCGUUAUGAAACAAGCUUUAGGGGGGGCAACAAAGGAUAUGGGAAAGAUGUUGGGAGGUGAAGAAGAAAAAGAUCCAGAUGCUCAAAAGAAGGAGGAAGAGAGACAAGAAGCUCUACGCCAACAAGAGGAUGAAAGGAAGGCAAAGCAUGCCCGAAUGGAAGCAGAAAGGGAGAAAGUCCGGCAACAGAUAAGAGAUAAGUAUGGAUUAAAAAAGAAAGAAGAAAAGGAAGCUGAAGAGAAAGCAGCAAUGGAGCAACCUUGCGAGGGCAGUUUGACUCGCCCAAAGAAAGCCAUCCCUGCAGGAUGUGGGGAUGAGGAUGAGGAGGAAGAAGAGAGUAUUUUGGACACAGUACUCAAGUACCUCCCAGGUCCUCUUCAGGACAUGUUCAAAAAGUAA
This is a messenger RNA of Staurois parvus, 405 nucleotides long. The record is from the annotation of a GenBank genome assembly. Lineage: Eukaryota; Metazoa; Chordata; Amphibia; Anura; Ranidae.